CUUAUCCACGGCGCCUGGAACUAGGGAUGACUCAGUGGGCGGAAGGCAGGACGACGUGCGUAUAGAAGGUGCACUCGAGUUCUUCUCAAAUAUGUUUGGUGUAAAGUACCUGGAAAAUUAUGUUGGAAGCAUUACCUUCUUCAAGGAACUUGUAGGACUUACGUGGGACGGGGUUCCUUCAGUGACUAUAAAAGAUGGAAUUCGGUGCGAAUCCUUGUUACUAGGCGAGCCUGAGGUGGUCCAGAAUCCACGCAUCGAAACUGCGGUGGCCAAUCUACUGAAGAUCAUCCGAAGGGGUCGCAAGCUCAAGUCCUCUAAUAAACGAAAAAUAGAGCAGGAGGCAUUAUUAAUAUCAAAGACUCUCGCCUUUGAGAUACUCGAGGAUAUUCGUGCUGUCUACGAGGAUGCGCCCUUUCGCCGUGGUCCACUACGGGAUUGCGUAGUGAACAAGGCGGAAUGCAAACCCGAUUUCGAUGGUUUUGGUUCACAUCUACGACAAAUAAAGGACCUGCAAGCAAAAUUCGACGAGGCAAAUGAUGUUGAAAAACGUGCGCUGGAGGAAGAUAUCACAGGAAGAAUGCUGUGGUUAUGUUGGACAGGUAUUCAUCGGGAGGUUAAACUUGCAACAAAAGAGAUUGUCCUCAAGAUUGUAAAAGAUGAAUUAAAUGCCGUUCGGGUAGCGAGGAGACGCAGUUGGGUUUUAAAUGAAAUCGGAAAAAUCUUUGAGGAAGCACUGGCUGAACCUGUAAACGAUGAUCAUCAGGUUCACUUGCGGCGGAUCAUGGCUGAUGCAGAAAAAGGCACGUUGAAAUAUGAGUUAUUCCGCUCCGCAAGGGAUAUGGACUAAGGACCCCGAUAUUAAUGACCAUUCAGAUGGUUUUCACCCAUGUAUACU
Messenger RNA from Pisolithus orientalis, 895 nucleotides. RefSeq lists its product as uncharacterized. The transcript has 11 exons. NCBI's taxonomy places the organism in Eukaryota, Fungi, Basidiomycota, Agaricomycetes, Boletales, Pisolithaceae. The record is from RefSeq and is a predicted model, not a curated record. The coding region runs from base 92 to 847 and encodes 251 amino acids.